ACAAGAAGAAGACAAAGACGGGGAGGCGGAGGUGGACGGACGGUAACGCAGAACCCGUGAUCAUAAUAACGGAUCUACCUCGUUAUUUGGGUUUAUUACUGAAUAUGACAAUGGAGCUUUCUUUUAACCAGUCCUACGGUAGUUUUGUGAAGACAGAGUUGUGGUCGCAUGGGCUCUACCAGAAGGGGCGUGACUUCGCCGCUCCAUAACUCGCUCCAGUUCCUCUGCUUGCGAUCAUUGCGAUCACCAUUUAUUGAUCCAUUCAUUCAAAAGAUCCUAAGACAAAGACUGGCAUUCUAUUUUCAGUGUAACUUGUUUUUUAAACCUGACGCACCAUCAUAUCUGUCUGAUUUAUUGCACCCACACGUUCCAGAAAUAGAAAAAAUAUCUUAAAAAACGUAACGAGUGUAACGCACACUUCUGAAGACCUCAGUCCUCAGGAUCCUAAGAGGUCAUUACAAUGUCGUCUGGCUACCCACCCCAGUCCCCUGCUGUGGCCAAGACAGAGGUCCCCUUAGAUGGAGAAUGCCCCCUCUUGGCGGCCACCUUUGCUUAUUGGGACAACAUUUUGGGUCCACGUGUGCGUCACAUCUGGGCCCCUCGGGUUGAUCAGUCUCUUUUGCUCAGUGAUGGAGAAAUCACUUUCCUGGCCAACCACACCCUGAACGGUGAGAUCCUGCGCAGCGCCGAGUGCGGCGCCGUGGACGUCAAGUUCUUUGUCCUGGCAGAGAAAGGUGUGAUCAUUGUGUCCCUGAUCUUCGACGGAGAGCUGAAGGGGGAUAAGAACACCUGUGCCCUCUCGAUCAUCCUGCCGCAGACCGAGCUGGCCUUCUACCUCCCUCUCCACGCUAUAUGCGUUGAACGGUUUCAACACGUCAUCCGCAAGGGACGCAUUUGGAUGCAAAAGGGUUACAACAUUAUCUCGGUGUUGAGCUCGGAGAUCCUUCCUAUCAUGGAGUUACUGGCCUCUAUGAAAACGCAUCGAGUGCAGGAGGAUAUAGACAUCAGAGACACGGUUUUAAAUGACGAUGAUAUCGGAGACAGCUGCCAUGAAGAUUUCCUCCACAAAGCCAUCAGUUCUCAUCUGCAGACCUGCGGCUGUUCCAUGGUUGUUGGAAGUAACCCGGAUAAAGUGAACAAGAUGGUUCGGACGCUCUGCCUCUUUCUCACGCCGUCUGAAAGGAAAUGUUCCCGCCUUUGCAAGGCAGACUCUUCCUUCAAGUACGAGACUGGCCUGUUUGUUCAGGGGCUGCUCAAGGACUCCACCGGUAGCUUUGUGCUGCCCUUCAGACAGGUGCUGUACUCGCCUUACCCGACUACACACAUCGACGUGGACAUCAACACCGUGAAGCAAAUGCCGCCGUGCCAAGAACACACCUAUAACCAGCGGCGCUAUAUGCGUUCAGAGCUCAGUGCGCUAUGGCGGGCAGUCAGUGAGGAUGACAUCGCUCCCGACAUGAUCAUUCACACCGACGAGGGUUUCACACCUGACCUAAAUAUCUUUCAAGAUGUCAUGCACAGAGAUACACUGGUGAAGUCAUUCAUUGAUGAGGUGUUCAUGUUAAAGCCCAGUCUGUCCCUGCGGAGCACCUACGUCACCCAGUUCCUGCUGCUAAUCCACAGAAAGGCUCUGACCCUUCUGAAGUACAUCGAAGAUGAGACUCAAAAAGGGAAGAAGCCGUUCCGCUCCCUGCGCAGCCUGAAGGCGGACCUGGACCUGGCGGUGGACGGAGACCUCAGCAUUGUGAUGGCGCUCGCUGAGAAGCUCCGAGCAGGACUGCACUCGUUCGUAUUUGGGGUGCCCUGCUACACCAGCGCCCAGGACAGAGACGUGCACAUGAACCUUUAAUCUUCUUGGGUUACAGAUGUCACAUCCAACAAAAACUGAGCCUAAUGUAUUUAUUGGAUUGUAAUUAAGUGACUUUAUCAGCCUUGUUCAUUAAGAUAAUCUAAUCAAUCUGUCUUAUCUACAUCUUAAUUUAAAUUUGCCACAAGGAUGAAGCUUUUAUUUUUAAUUGAUCCUAUGAAAUGGGUCUACACCUAGUAUUCAAUCGUCGUGCUGUGGCAUGUUUUCAAUAACAAUUUGUCUUUGAAUUUUAAUGUUCAAAAAAAGUGUUUGAUUUGCCCAUUGUUGUAUUGUCUUUAUAUGUAUUGCAACCAACUGUUAAUAAAACGAUAAAUAGCUCAUGCCUCUAGCGCAUCAAAUUAUUAUUUUGUGAAAUGUUAUGUUUGAACUGCCGACAUAUUAAUUUAUUCUAUUUUAUCCUAUAUUUAAUUGAUCUCUUAUGUCCCUGCUUGUUUAUAUGGUGUUAUAUAUAUAUCACUGUCUGUUCAUUGUUAUUGUCUUAAUGUAUGCACCUUAUUCACCAAGCCAAAUUCCUGGGUGGUGUAAAACCCUUGGCAAUUAAAUCCUUUCUGAUUCUGAUUCUGAUUC
Messenger RNA from Gadus chalcogrammus (walleye pollock), 2434 nucleotides. RefSeq names its product C9orf72-SMCR8 complex subunit (gene c9orf72). Gene Ontology annotation, molecular function: guanyl-nucleotide exchange factor activity. Gene Ontology annotation, cellular component: autophagosome; endosome. Lineage: Eukaryota; Metazoa; Chordata; Actinopteri; Gadiformes; Gadidae. The coding region runs from base 461 to 1849 and encodes 462 amino acids. The record is from RefSeq and is a predicted model, not a curated record. Gene Ontology annotation, biological process: endocytosis; autophagy. The transcript has 12 exons.